AUGUCAGUGCGCGGGCCGAUGCGGCGGUCGCACUUGAGGCAAGUCAGCGCGGCGAGUUUGGAGAGUACCUCCUCCGCCCACUCACAAGAGGCCCAGCAUGACCACCCCACGGAUGACAGGACCGUGAGGCUUUCGUCGACAAGUUGGACACGGCACCUAUGUGCAAUGUGGGUGCAUGAUGAGAUGUUCUCACGCGAAGAGAUCUUGUUAAAUCCAUCGGCGUUCGGUGAAACCGAUGUGCAAGUUGGGGACGUUGUGGAGAUUUUGCCCAUGCGGGUAGCUGGGGAGAGCGGCUAUUCCAAUCUUAAGCCAGAGGCGGCCUCAAAGGCAGGCCGCGAGGGGCACAUUGACAAGAAUCCGGCCUCCCAAGCGGACAACGCCUCUAAAUUCAAAACGCCACUACAAACCAGAUGUCUUUUUGUGGUGAAAGCUCUCCCGCCAGAAAUCAAGGCGCGACACCCUCAACUGGAAAUAUCGGUGACUAACAACCUCGCCAACAUCUUUGGUUUCAAGAACAGGACGCAGGUUCUCUUGUCGAUUGUGGAUCGGGACCAAUGUGCAGCAUCCCAUGUCGAUAUUGCGUUUCGUGAUCAGUACAUCGUCCGCGCUGACAUGUGGAGAUUGGUCAUGUCGGAACUGGUGGACAAAAUCAUCUACAAAGGACAAAAGAUCAUGUUCAUGGGAAGCAUCAAAGCCACAGUCAAAAACAUCUUCAUUCGGGAAAAGAAGUGUCUCUCGGGGUACUUUUCACCGCGAACGAUCCCUAUCUUUCGCAGCGAAUCCGCCAAGUAUGUUCUUUUCAUUCAGAUGUCAAGAGAGAUGUGGGACUUCGACUCCGAAGGAACUGGUGACAUUCUUUUCAGUCGCGUCAUCAAUGGCUUCCUACCAGAACUUUUCAAGAGAUGGCUCAAUUCCGACGCAAAGCAUCUGGUCACCAUCGUUCUCUUCACUCGUGUCGAAUAUGAUACCCCCGUGAACCCGGGUCAAUCUAAUAUGAGUGCUGGUAACUUCAACGGCACCACAGGGCCAAACAAGGUUCCGACCCGAGAUUUUUACCGUGUGGUGGUAAACGACAUGGCAAGUGGCCAUUGGACGACCAUUCUCGAUGAGUUGAAAAGGGAAUUCAGAUGCUUUCUGCGUGAUGUUUCCAUCCUCAAGACAGAUGAUAUCGAUGUUGCGUCAGGCAGUGGUAUCAAGAUUUCUUCCAAGCCUCAUAUGGCUACCAUUGCCGGCCGGCCUAGCUCAGCUUUACGGGGGAAUAUUUUAGAGGCCAUUCAUCUCGCUUCUGCUCACCUGGCCUUUGACCACAUCGAUCGAGAUAUGGUCCACACCGGUACCUCAAUCAUCGUUAUCACUCCUGGCAGUGGUGUAUUUGAAGUAUCAUAUGAGUCUCUGGCUUCAACGACAGAAGCACUGGCAAAUCGGGGCAUAGCAAUUGACUUGGUUUGCUUAAGCCCAAUGCCCCUUCACUCCGUGCCUUUGUUCAAAUACCGAGAACCAUCCGAUCGACAGUCCGGUACUGGCAGAGGCCCGAGUGACUCUCGCCUGAACAGAGUCUCUCCUGAGAUGCACCACUCUCUGUCGAGCGUCGUGAGCAGAUCUUCAUACCUCUCCCCCAGCUCAUAUCUGUCGGCGACCAGAAUCAGAGAGCGCAUGGGCCCUCAAUCCAAGGAGUGGAGCUACGGCAUCCCCCACUGGCUCGACAUCUCUUAUUGGAACCCUGAAACGUAUCGUGAGGCCCGGCGUAUCUUGAAGAAAGAUCCAAAUGCACCUAUAUCUUCCACUGUCACACGGCCGUCCAAAGCAUUCACGCCACGAGUUCGUAUGUAUGAAAUCCAAAUGAUGGGAGUUAUGGAAAGCGAGCAGUCAAACAUCUCUAUCCCUUAUCUCACCGAAGGUCGCGGCGGGGCAAGGGCUCGUGGCUCUUGGCCUGGAUACAGCUCAACCAACCGUGCGCCCCCUGCGACGCGCCCAGCCAAUUCAUCGUCCUUCAAGGCACAGCUCAGUGAGAGUCUGCGGCCGGGAUCUUUUAUACACAGCGCCUCAGACAACAAUGGAUCACAACUUCAGAAUGGCCCUAGUUCACGAAAAUCUGUGAUGGCGUGGAUGGAUCAAUACGACGAGGGUCUUUUUGCUGUCUCUCCAAAACAACACCAGACCCGCCGAACUUCCAAGCCGAAACGACCCAGUGAAACGGAGGUUCAAGCUGCUGGCGCCGGGGUACACGAGCGUCUGUCUGCACGCUCGAUAAUGCGCCUUCGCGACCAUGAAACCAAUCCAGCCGAAAAAAACGACUCUUUGCACCAUGGACCGCGAAGGAUUGAUUCAAACAUGACAAAACCCAAGAUUCAAGGGCCAGCCAAGAGCGCCCCGCCUGCUAAGCCAGCAUUGAAAAAGUCACCGGCCCCAAUGUCUUCUCGGAUCUCUAGGACAAUUAGCUUUGCACUUCGAGGCUUGAGUGCCACACCAACCAAAGCCCAGGCAAGCACCGGUGUGAAUGUGGAGCAUGCAAGUGCUUUACCCAUGACGAACCAGAAAACACCCGUUGGAUCCAUUUCCGACACCAAAAGCAUCGCUUCUCUAAGCCCGUCAGAGACAACGUCAAUUGCCACUGCUCUUGAACUGCCGUCGACACCUUCCACGCCUACAAAACCUCAAACUCCAUCUAAGCCGAUAUCCAUCAAAAUUCCACCUAAGAACCCCCCAAAGGAAGCAGAACAACCAGAGCGCAUAGGGGAGCGUGGAUCAUUGUCUUCCUCUGCGGUAGAGACACCAGCCCAUGAAGGGGGUCGACAUCAGAAUGCAGGACGUACCAAUGAUCCUAAAAUCGAAAUUACUCUCAACCACGGCCCACACGAACCACCUUCACGGGAUUCCCCAAGCAAAGCCUUAUCUCCGUGGGUUCGAUCAGUGAACCCAUGUAACACCCCUAAGGAUGUCCUGCGAGACACUAGUUGGUUUGGUCGUUGGCAGCACGCGUAUCCUCGGCCUCCACAUGUGGCUGUUGUCAAGUGGAAAAGUCUGAAGUCGCCGGCUGUGCUUCCAUUGACCACUGAAGAAAUUCCGACUGCCAGUGUCCUUGCUUCCGACUAUUUGCAGACACCUUAUCGAGUUUUCCCAAACGAGGAUCUGGAGGGAAUUGAAGCCCCUAGAACAAGGGGAGUCCUUCUUCGAGAAAUGAUAUCCCUGCGGCUCUCACAUGGCUUCCAAAUUAUCGUUGGAAAACACGUCGCUGAGGUUGCAGCACAACCCGCUCUUGAAUCGCUGAAUGUCUUCGAUUUCAGUGGGCUUGGUCGCGAUGGACUUACCGUGUUUCUCUCCAAAGGGAACACUAUUCAUCGAUUGGUGUGCGUUGUGGGCGGGGAGGUUGAAGUGACGCGCUUCACACACCAGAACUCCGCGAUGCCUACCUACCCGAAGAAGUCUAGUCACACUCUUUACCAACCGGCCAUGAAGACGAUUCUCAGCCGGGAGUAUGAAAUAAAAGACGUCAAACUGGAUCCCACGUCCGAGGAGUACAAUUGGAAUUAUGCCGACAACUAUGUGGCUGGUCAUCGAGAUUAUCUUCAAAACCCAGCGCAGCAAUUACAUUUCUGGCGAGUUCGUUACGUCUUGAUUCCACUUCAGCUCCACCCUAGCUCUCGAACUCAUCUACACUCAUUCAGUGAGGAUAACGAAGAAGAGAUUCAUCUGCUAGGGAUCAGUCAGCUGACCCACAUCUGGCAACGUUACAAGUACGUCUCCCCGGAAGAGAAGCUCUUUGAGACAUCGAAUCCGAAGAGAGAUCAGAACCCUUUGAAUAUCAUGUACCAAACACGCAACCCUUCGGAGAUUGUUACAGCAGAGCUCGAUCGACUGUUGCUCACUGAUCCGGGGCUUGACAACGCGCCGGCUCAGCUCUUGCCCGAAUCUGAAUUGUUGGACAGAUCCAAUAUCAGCCUCUCCUCCCUGGCGCAGACCAUUCAGGGCGAGAAGGGUGUGCGAAUGAUGGAUCGAAGAUGGCAUUGGAGACUGCAUUACAAUUGCUUCAUCGGGUUCGAAUUCACAACUUGGCUGAUGCAGAACUUCCGAGACAUCGACACUCGCGAAGAAGCAGUGAAGUUUGGCAAUGAUUUGAUGAUCAAGCAUGCCCUGUUCCAGCAUGUUGAGAAGAGACACAAUUUCCGCGAUGGGAACUACUUCUAUCAAGUAUGUGCCGAGUAUCGAGUCACGCGCCCAGAAUCGCGAGGAAGCUGGUUCCCCCAGCUCAGACCGGAUAAGUCGAUGCCAUCUACACCCGCCAUCGGGACUUCAAAAGAGUCACCUGCGAGUAUGAAGGCUCGAUCGGAUAGCAUUGACGACCGCACCCCUCAAACUUCCAAUACUCCUUCCAAGGCUAAAAACAAAGUUGCUAUCAUGUUAUCCAAGUCCAUGAAGUAUGAUGUCGAUCCGCGAAAGCGAUCGAACCGACCAGAGGUGAUCGAUCUGCACUAUGACCGACUUCACAAUCCCGAGAACUGUUUCCACAUUGAGCUCAGUUGGAUGAGCACGACCCCGAAGCUGAUUGAAGAUGCUGUUCUAUCUUGGGCCUCUACCUCGGAAAAGUUCGGCCUGAAAUUGGUACAGGUCCCAAUCUCCGAGGCCUGCGCGAUUGACAAAACUCAACCAUUCCGCAAACCCUAUGAGAUUAAGCUCAAAGUCCCACCUCCAAAGGGGCCACUUCAUACUGUGUUCAACAAUGCCUCAUUCGCACAACCAGGUCCACCCGAUCACCUCUAUUACCAAAAGGCCUUGCUGCGGAAGUUUGACUUCGUGCUCGACUUUGAGGCAUGCUCUGCCUUCCCGGCAGACGUAGAGGUAUCUUAUUCCUGGGGCAAGCCCGAUUACCAAUAUCCUCAAUUCAUCCACCGGAGUGGUAGUCUUCUCGCCCAGAUCACGGACGAAGGCGAUUUCCUUCUUCUUGCCAACCGACUCGUGAGCACUCGCAGCACCGCAAGUCGAGACGCUGGACGCUUUGAGAGCCAUACAAGACCAGAUUUCAGGGGGCGCACAGGUAAUCAUGAUGGGAUUGACCGUGACCGCAUCUCGCCGCGGCUGUCCCCUCUUACCCGCCCGGUUCACGACAUCGGUAGCCCAAUGACCUCAUCUACUUCCUCCAACAUCGACUCGGCCAACUUGUACCGUGCCCCCGAGCACAUACUCAAUGGUCUGAUGGAGUUCUGCAAUGAUGCCACUCAAUUGGAACAAUUCUAUUCGGAAUCACACGCUCGCCCACGAUCCACGAAGGUGGAGCCCUCCACCACGAACUUGAUGGAUGCCUCGAUUCCCUCACUUGAGCUUCCUGCCAGUGUAGUCAGUCAUAUCUCGCCGCCGCCGGGUUUGCCAUCACGGAUCACCAAUGAGACCCAAGGACUGGUCUCGCCGGAACUCACGCGAGCCAGAGCCCGAGGGGAAAGCCUCAGCUACAAUGCGAGCCCCAGGAGCGGCAAUCUACGACCCUUGAUAUGA
Penicillium olsonii is the source of this 5487-nucleotide messenger RNA. NCBI's taxonomy places the organism in Eukaryota, Fungi, Ascomycota, Eurotiomycetes, Eurotiales, Aspergillaceae. The record is from the annotation of a GenBank genome assembly.